GAUGAUGUAGUUCCUACUCCUGUCUUGGCUACAUAGUACCAUGACUCUUGAAACAUCUCCUCAAGAACAGCAACAUAUUGAUUCUGAUAAUUACUCUUUGGAUUGUGAUGGGAGCUUUCUGGAUGGGUUCUCUGAUGUUGACAGUUGGUCUGACAAUGAGGAAAUCACAAAUACCGUGUUUGAUGAGGAUAAUAAAUUGUCAUCCUUAAUGAGUAUGGGGUACACAAGAGAUGAGGCUUCAAUAGCAAUGGAGAGAUGUGGUGUGUAUUUCAGUGUUAUGCAUAUUUUGAAAUGGUUUAGUUUUUUUCUCAUUUUUGUCCUGAUCAUGUCAUAUCUUGUGAAGAUGUAAGCUUGAGUUUCCCACACCCCAACUACGACCCAUAGUGGGGAAAAAUUCUUAAGAAGAUUUAAGCUUUGGGUUUUUUACACCCUAACAGCCCUGGAAAAUUAAAGCAAAGGAUCUAGCUGUGUCAGUCAAGUACUCUAGCUAUGCUGCAUUGCUGCUUGUAUUUUAUCAAUGCUCAUUUUGCAUAAUCCAUAUCUCACAUGACAAGGUAUUGGUUGGAGUGUUUAAAUUGUUCAUCAUUAAUAUUGGUCAUUGACACUUUGUUUGGGAGUUCAUAAAGGAAUGGACUGAGUAAAUCAUAAAGGAAUGGAAUAGAAUAGAAUAGAAUGCAUUUAAGUAACAGAAAGGAAUGGAAAAGAAAGGAAUGAAGUAACAUUGUUUAGAGGUUUUCAAAUAAAGGGAUGCAAAGGAAUGAGGGGUAAGUAACCUUGUUUGGGAGUAAUAUAGAGGGAAAUGCAUGACAUCAUUUAAUCACAAUUUUAAUAUUAGACCCUGGUUUUAAAAUGAAGGGCUGAAUAUAUAAGGGUAUUUUUUCCAUUUAUUCAUCUUAACAUUGUCAUUUCAAUUACACUUAUUUUAUAAACAUAUUGCUUCUUAACAACAUUUAGAGAGGCUAUGCCUCAUGAAGUUGGGGACUUUGAAAAUGUGUUGUAUGAUUAUGUUGUUUAUC
Molecule: messenger RNA, 1016 nt
Organism: Quercus lobata
Lineage: Eukaryota; Viridiplantae; Streptophyta; Magnoliopsida; Fagales; Fagaceae
Exons: 3
Coding region: 41-349 (102 amino acids)
Molecular function (GO): protein binding
Source: RefSeq, a predicted model, not a curated record